Entamoeba invadens IP1 is the source of this 3039-nucleotide messenger RNA. Its product is annotated as 4-coumarate--CoA ligase, putative. Bases 1 to 3039 code for a protein of 1012 amino acids. Lineage: Eukaryota; Evosea; Mastigamoebida; Endamoebidae. The record is from RefSeq and is a predicted model, not a curated record. The transcript is spliced from 2 exons.
AUGGCAUCUUUAUCAUCACCAACACAUUUAGAUGAAUCCCACCUCGUAGGUUCAACUAAAAUUCCACUCCAAGACACUACUUACCCAAAACACUUUUUGUCCACAGUAACUGCAAACCCAGACCGAGAGUGCCUUGUUUUCCGCUCAGCAAUGACAAAAGCAAACAUCCGUCACACGUAUUCGCAGUUAUUAGAAAAGGUCAACCGGAUCAUUCAAGGCUUUUCUGAGACUAUUAAAAUCCCCCACCAAUCUGUUGUUGCUAUUUAUUUACCAAACGUAUUAGAGUACAUCUACGCUGAAUUGGCUUCUGUUUGUGGUGGAUACAUUUUUAUGCCACUCAAUCCUUUGUACACAAAGCCACAAUUAGAACGAUUACUCCCACGUGUCAAACCUUCCAUUGUAGUCACGAUGAUGAGGAUGUUACCAAACCUCCCCAAAGCUGAGGGUUGUUCGUUUGUUUUGAUAGACCAACAAGUUGACGUCGUCCCAGAGAACUGUUUUUUGCUUCACGACUUUCUUAAUAUCCAAUCAAAGAAAAACUACGUGGAGAGCGUCGCUCAAACAUUGAAAUCGUCUGAGUUCUCGUUUUAUGGCUGCACAUCGGGUUCGACUGGGGAACCAAAGAUUUGUGUGUACUCACACUUUGCGAUGGUUAACCCAUUCUUGACUAUGGACAUGUCUUAUAACGUCCCUGUUAAUAUCAGAGUCGCGUUGUGUUUCACUCCUUUAUUCACAACAGCUGCACACUUCCAGAUUGACGCUAUAUUUGCUGUUGGUGCUAAAGUGAUUGUUGUCGACAAAUUUGAACCAGUCAGCAUCAUGCAAUUUAUUGUGGAGGAACACGUCACAAACUUCAAUUGUGCACCGUCGGGGGUAUUGGCUGUCCUCCAUCACCCCAAUUUCUCUAAAGAAAAAUUUGAAACUAUCAAACACGUUGUGAUGGGCGGUGCUGUUGUACCAGAUGCGUUACUCAAAGAAGCCAAAGAGAAGAUGGAUUUGAUCACUUGUAAAUCGGGAUACGGAAUGACCGAGUUGUGUGGAGUGAUGUACACAAUGUCCCUAACAGAAGGACAAGUCCAAGGUCAUUAUGAAUUAAGAAUAGUGGAUCACACAACACGGAAAACAACCCCCGUUGGUGUUCCUGGGGAGAUUGAAGUUCGGACCAAAAUCAUGAUGAGUGGGUACUUGAACAAUCCAACGGCAAACAAAGAAAGCUACACAGAAGAUGGGUGGUUUAAGACUGGUGACGAAGGGUGUUUAGACAAGCAUGGAAGAAUGUUAAUCACGGGAAGAGUGAAGGAAAUGAUUAUUAGAGGAGGGCACAAUGUCUUUCCUGCUGAAAUCAUCGACACUUUACAGAAACACCCCGACGUUAUUAUGGCUGGAUGUGUCUCUGUACCCGACAGAGCACAAGGUGAAAUGAUCAUCGCAUUUGUCACGUUGAAAAAUGAAAUCAUGGAAAGUGAGCUCAAAGAGUGGUGCAAGAACAGGCUUGUAUCCUUUGCGGUGCCCACGCAUAUCUUUGUUCUCGAGAAAAUGCCACUAACCAGUUUUGGCAAAGUCUAUGCGCCAGAAUUACGUAAAUUGGCGAUUGAAAACGUCAAAAAGUUUUGGGAAAAUGUGGCGACUAAAAAUAUCAACAAACCAGACACAGAGGCUGGGAAGAAGAUUGCUAAUUUGUGGUCGCAAUGGUUCGACAUUCCAGAAGGAGCGAUUUCAAAGGACACAAAUUUCUUUGAUGUUGGUGGAGACUCACUGGUCGGAACACAGACUGUUGGCCUUAUCAAGCAAUUUGUGAGUGAUGCGCCAUUCGAUUUGUUAACAAAAUGCCCAACCCUUGGAAUGCUUGAGGAGUACGUGAAAAACCCGAAACUUGAGUUGAUCCAUCCGCAAUUUAAAAUAGAUCUUGAGCAAAUCGAUGAAAGUGUCAAUAAAUUUUCAGAAAAUAAGGGUUCAGUCCAUUGCGAUAAAAAAAUUGCAUUUUUGACUGGCGCAAAUGGAUUUUUGGGGAUUCACUUAUUACAAGAGUUGCAGCGAGCUGGGUACGUUGUGAUUUGUUUAGUUCGUUCACAGUCAAUUGGUGAUGGUAUUCGGCGAAUUACACAAGCUGCAAAUAGUACCGGCGUUACAAUACAAAUGGAGAACAUUGAAGUUGUUCUUGGUGACGUUUCAAAACCGAACUGUGGUAUUGUCGAGUCCGAAUACAACUCGAUAACACAACGUAUCAGUGUUGUAAUACACAAUGCGGCUUAUGUUAAUUGGAACAGAAGUUAUAAUGAUAUGCGUGAAUCCAAUUACAUUGGAACACAAAAUGUCUUCAAGUUGUGUUCUCUUGCGAGUGGUGUUUUCUUAUAUGUCUCUUCCAUUGGUGUCGCGGCUGCUGUUUCGGGAAUUGAAAACACCCCAGACAUUACUAAACUUCCAUAUAAAGCGAAUGGAUAUAUCCAAACGAAGUGGAUGAGUGAAGUCUAUCUCAAUAGACUAAGAGAAAAAGGAUAUAAAAUUGGGAUUCUCAGACCUGCUUUUAUCACAGGAAACUCGAAGAGUGGGUGUUGUAACACUGAUGACUUCAUAUGGAAAUACAUCAGGGUCUUAGUGAAAAAUGGGAUCACCGUCGACAGUCAAACCCUAAUGAUGACGCCAGUCAAUUUGGUUGCUGAGGCUUUUGUUAAAGCAAUUCCUAACCCACCAAUUGCAGCAAAUCUUGUCCCAAAAGUUCCAACUCAAGUUCACGACAUCUGCACUCUGUUUGCUGACAUCCUCAAAGUGAAAAUCGAAAACCUCAAAAUAGAAGACGUCAAAGCAAAACUUGCUGAAAUUGCAAAGUGCGGAAAUAAAGAAGUCCUAUCAUUGAUUCCAUCGUUACAAGUCACUGGACUUGUUAACUCACAGGCUGGAUGGCUCGACACUAUCGAAUUUGACUUGUCAGAGAAUGCUGAAUCUUUGAAACACUCCGUUAACUACUUGUUAAAGUCUGGUUUCUUUGGAGAAGAGUAUGCAGAUGGAAAGACUCAGUGUGUGGGAAGAGCCGCUGUCUAA